Molecule: messenger RNA, 1424 nt
Organism: Triticum aestivum (bread wheat)
Lineage: Eukaryota; Viridiplantae; Streptophyta; Magnoliopsida; Poales; Poaceae
Product: probable pyridoxal 5'-phosphate synthase subunit PDX2
Exons: 7
Coding region: 255-1190 (311 amino acids)
Biological process (GO): pyridoxal 5'-phosphate biosynthetic process; pyridoxine metabolic process
Cellular component (GO): cytosol; glutaminase complex
Molecular function (GO): glutaminase activity
Source: RefSeq, a predicted model, not a curated record
ACCGAUUGGCGGCCAGGAUUGAGCAACUCCCACUGCCAUUCUCCCCCACUCUCUCGGUGGAGCUGCAUCUCCGUCAGCCACCGCGUGUGGUCGCCGGCUCGCCGCCGCCACGGCAAAGGACGCCGCCACCCCUUCCAUCGUCAAUACCCGGCACCACCUACCUCUAUCUCCGAGUCUCUGACCCCCACCACCACACAUCCCGACCGAUUCCGAAGGCAAGGGGAGAGAACAGGAGUUAGAGAGGCGGGGGAGCGAUGGCGGUGGUCGGCGUUCUCGCCCUGCAGGGAUCCUACAACGAGCACAUGUCCGCGCUGAGGAGGAUCGGUGUGAAGGGGGUGGAGGUGCGCAAGCCGGAGCAGCUGCAUGGCCUCGACUCGCUCAUCAUCCCCGGCGGCGAGAGCACCACCAUGGCCAAGCUCGCCAACUACCACAACCUGUUUCCUGCACUUCGAGAGUUUGUCGGUGCAGGAAAGCCUGUGUGGGGAACAUGUGCUGGGCUCAUUUUCCUUGCAAACAAGGCGGUAGGACAAAAAUUGGGAGGCCAAGAGCUUGUUGGGGGGCUAGACUGCACUGUCCACCGGAACUUUUUUGGGAGCCAGCUGCAAAGCUUUGAAACCGAACUUUCAGUGCCAAUGCUUGCGGAGAAGGAAGGAGGCAGUAAUACAUGCCGUGGAGUAUUUAUACGAGCACCUGCUAUCUUGGAAGUAGGAUCGGAUGUUGAAAUACUGGCUGAAUGCCCUGUUCCUUCUGGUAGACCCAGCAUUACCAUACCAUCUGCCGAGGGUGUUGAGAUGUGCGUAUCUGGAUGUUCCUUUUAUUCAAGUACUUUGCUGACAAAAUGCUUUGAGAAAUACUACUACAUGAGUAGCGGCUACCCUGAUGGAUCCCUUGUCGAAAACAUACUCCAAAUUACCUUAUCUCUUCUAUGCACUGACUUGCAAUGCAUAUUACCCUGGCAGGAAGAGGUGUACUCAAAAGAUCGGGUGAUUGUUGCGGUACGUCAAGGGAACAUCCUCGCCACCGCUUUUCACCCAGAAUUGACAUCAGACUGUAGAUGGCAUCGCUUCUUCUUGGACAUGGACAGAGAAUCCCAUCCAAAGGCCUUCUCGGCGCUAUCUCUAUCGUCGUCUUCAAGAGGUUCAGAAGGCGGGUCAAAGACCAAGCCUUUUGAUCUUCCCAUAUUUGAAUAGCAGCCUACGGGAGAGGGAGUCUGCCGAACAUUUAAGAAAAAGAAAUAACUAAGUUUUGGUCAUUCGGUUGAUGACAGGCUGGGCAUCCCAGUGAUAUUUCUAUGUCAAAAUUGUAUCGAUCAAGCUACUGACAUUGUAUACCAUACACUUGUAAUCUUUGCUAAAGGAAGCUGGUCAGUUGAAUACAAGUCAAUACACACUCUUGUAUUAUGAGAACCGAAACUGCUUCACACA